GCCUGAAUAUCGGAAAGCUGUACGACUGUCAAGCCAAGCCAUCACUUUUCAAUUCAUACACUGGGACGGAAUAGCCUGGUGAUGCAGCCCAUUCUCAUUACAUAUCAGCCCUGCAGUUGUUACGAAUGCCAUCAGAUGAAGAAUAUGCCAUUACCGCAGCUGGGUUCCCCGUUGAAAUGGUUCGUGAAUGCACGAUGAUACCCAUUAAUUCGUCUAGAGAUGACGGUGACCAAUUAUGCGCUUAGAAGGAACACUUGAACAUCUUUGUUGGUAUGAUUCUUUGGCAAGAUUGUCGAAUGGAGGAGCGGAUAGCAUCUUUCGUGAGGCGAACGAAUGAACACAGCCGAUGUCGGGCAUCGAUGUUUGUGGAUUGUUGAAACUGUUUAAAUAAAAAAAACAGAUUUUUUUCAAUGGAAUAAAAUAGCGACCGUCGUCCCCUCCCGUUCAUUCUACAUUUUAAAGGGUUUAAGUACUUCCUGACACUGUUCAGGUGAAGAAUAUUAUGAGAAAUGGAGAAGCAUGCCGGGCUUCAGCUUGGGAAACGACACCCUGGAUAUAUCCUCAGACAAGAACAUCAGGCGAAACAGUGGAAAGAGCUACUGUGGUGUUACACAACUUCACCAUUUUUUUGUUUCAAUCUUUUAAAAUAAUAUUAAUUUCAAUAUGCUCUCUUGCGCAGGCGUGCUGCCCGAGGCUCUGGCGAUGUGCUUCGCUACAUCCCUAAGCAAUGUGUAAAUGAAAGCGGGGAAACCCUCAAAAUGCACGGACGUACCGUUCUUAUCGCUCGAGAGGAUUUAUUCGUGAUCCUUGAAUAAUUAUUGUGCUUCACCGAAGAAUGUCAGGAAAAACAAAUGCGGAGUCAGAGGGAGUAGUCUCCAAAGUUAAAGUAAAACGGCAGAUCAAGACAAUCGUGAAGGAUCUAGAGAACAUCCUCGGAGACUUAAAGGAUGUAGCUAAGGAACUCAAAGAGGUUGUGCACGACAUCGACUCGUUGACCUCUGACCUGCGGCUGGAGGAGGAGCUGACGGACAGCUCCAAGACGGACACCUUGAACAGCAGCUCCAGUAGCACCACCACCACCACCACGGCCUCCAGCAUAGAGAAGGUGAAGCACCACCUCGACGACUCCGCCCUUCGGCUGGCCUUGGUCAGCCCGACCGUCCUGACGGUGAUGAGGAGGCCGCACCCUCCCCUGCCCCCGCCCCGCCUGACCCCCCUCCGGACCGAGGAGCGCGGGCCGAGCUCGCUGGCGGGGCACCUGGCGAACGGAACUCUGUUCCGGAACGGCCUCUUUCCCGGGAAGCCCGUCGGCGUGCCGAGCAGGGACCUGUGCUGCAUCCCCAAAAGCGUCCCGGAGCGGGGGCCCACGCCGCCUCCCCCGCUCCCGCUCCCGCCCCCGCCCCCGCCCCGGCACGAGAAGAGCAGGUGCCCCCAGGCCACGCGGGAGCGGGUGCGCUUCAGCGAAAAGGUGCAGUACCACGGGUACUGCCCCGACUGCGACCUCCAGUACAACGUCAACAACACGGACGCGCACCUGCACUCGGACCUGAUCGACGCGAAACUCAGCCCCGCCCACUACUGCUCCUCCCCCCCUGGGGGCGGGGCCCUGGUGGAAAACGGCUGCCUAAGUGCCAGUCACAGUUUCCCCCCCGCAAACACGCCUUGUGUGCCUCACCCCCUGGCCCCCAAGCCACAGAAAACUAUUCUCCGAAAGUCCACCACCACGACCGUUUGAUGUAAAUGAACCGCGUUCUAACCGAAACACUUUGAAAAUGAUUUUAGUUUUAUUUUUAUGAGCACUUUCUACUUCGGCAAAAAAAAAUUGAUUCAUGGAUUAUCUAAAAGAUGCGAAAUGCCAUCAGGAAGACAAAACAAAACAAAGCAAACGAAGAGGAAAGAAAGGGUCCUGCUGGAUAACUGUGGGAACAGCAAUCACAAGACAGUAAACUCCGAUCUACUUUAUGUUCCAUCGCACAGCGAUGUAAAAAACCCCAGGCGCUCACCGUUCAACAGAAAUCCCUCCAAGCCACCGUCGCCAAAUAAUUUAUGACCACAGAGAAGGAGGCUCCGGACCAGAGGGCAGGGAUUUGUCUGCGGUGAACACGAGACGGAAAGGAAAACAUGAAGCUAAAGUAAACAAAACCCACAUAGUAAAAAAAAAAAAAAGGAACAAAUUCAUUUACAAAAUUUAAAUUCCGGUUUAUUUUUCUUUUUUGUCUAAAUGGUUUCAUUUCGAGUGUGGAAACUUGAGCGGUUCUCGGUUCGAUCUGCCACUGCGCUGAGAAAAGCUGGCUGCGGAAAAGAUGGAGGAGUCGUCAGCCUUGACUGAAACAAAUGGACCAAGUUCAGUCGUUUAAAAUCAUGAUUUGCACACGCGCCGACCUGCAGUGUUUGUUUUUGUUUUUAUUUCCGUUCUUCGUAUAUCGCUUUGGUUUCUUUUCAUUCAGAAUAACCAAAGUGAGUUUUGUCCGUUAUAUCAUUAAGGCGACUUAAGUUUUCUAAAACAAGGUGAUGGCUUCAGUGGUUUUGAUAUUAACAAAAAGUAUGUCAUAAAGAACUUAUAUCAGUUGCUUUAAUUUUUUACUCAUGUUGGAUCAGCUUGAAUCUCAACUUCAGGCCUUUUAUUUGAGUUCUGUAGAGCCAAAAAAACAGGUAAGACAAAAAUAACCAUAGAUAUUUGCAUUUUCAAUUUGCAUAUUGAUGGUCCUCCUUAAUUUCCACACUUCCUGUUGUGAAGGGAGAUGAUUGGUGCAGGGCCCAGAGCUAGACAUGCAGAGGAAUACAGGAACGGCACUGAACUUCCUGUUUGCCACACACAGGAAUUGAUAAGAGCUUAUCGCUGGAAACCAGAAGAUGAAAUAAUCUUAAGAGCAAGCCAAAAGAAGCUGUGAACAUAAUUAGAAACUAUCUGCUUUAUAAUUUAUUACUAGAAACCAUUUUUUCAUUAAUAUUUUUCUCUUAGGAUUCAGUGUGUUAAUCUGUGGGGCCCAUUCAAAUGAGCCACUGCUCUGCUUUGUCUUUAAUGCAAUGAGUAUAUAAUUUAAGCAAAUAUAAGCUAUUUUUUAGAUUCCCAAACAAAGCUAUGAAUUAAUUUACCAUGACCACAACAUGUUUAAGUGUCCAAAAUGGGUAACAUUUACUUACAUACUUUGCUCAAAACAGUCAAAUCAGCAUAGCAAUUAGUUUGAAAACCCCCAAGUAUUUGAUAUCUAUGUAGGAUGAUCUGUGUUAGCAUCCGUGUAACAUACAGCUUUACACACACCUUAAACUACAAUAAUUUGCAUCAAAUUUUAUUUGUAUAUCUAUAUAUUUAGAGCCUUUUUCUAAAGAGAUUUUUAGAAAGUAAUUUAAAAAGAGGAUAUUUUUGAUAUUCCUUAGAGAGAUGGGUAUUUUAAAAGAUGGCUUUCAACCUUUUGCAGUGCAUUUAUUUCUGUAGGGCAUGUCGGACUAAUUUAUUUCUAUAUUUUUCGACAAAAAGAGGAAGUGACUCUGUAUAAACAUGGCAUAAAUUAAUUUAAAUGAAAUGGACAAGCUGAGAACAAACGGCGACGUGACAAAGCGAAAUAAAUCAAACCAAAUACAUUCCUUAGUGUUCCUGAGCGGCACUGGCAAAACUAGAGGGCGCAAAGUGUUAACAACGGCCAUUUCCCUGAGUCAUCCUUUCAUGGCUGCCGUCCCCAGUGCCAUUGCUGGCUCAGAAAAACCGUCGUGUCUUUCGCCUGGCACAGAAGGUUCGGCGUCGCAAUCUGUAGCCGGUGGACAGUUUCCUGUUGGAUGAUGUCAUUUCCUUUCCCCGUCGGUGGUCCGCGUGGGCUCUGCAAAAUGUUUCCAUUUCCAAUAUGUCCCUUAUCAGGGAAGGAUGAUCAGUCCGGACAGAAUGGAGACCAGCGAGCUCUGAGUUUGUAUUUACAAACCUGAUGUCAUUAGGAGAGAGAGAGAGGGGUAUGCACUGUUUAUGUUACCUGUCAUAAAAAUGUGUAUCUCCCUGUUUAAUACAUGGAUCAAAUAUAUAUUAAUUUUCA
This is a messenger RNA of Anguilla rostrata (American eel), 4022 nucleotides long. It is a transcript of the gene prr16, whose product is annotated as proline rich 16. NCBI's taxonomy places the organism in Eukaryota, Metazoa, Chordata, Actinopteri, Anguilliformes, Anguillidae. The record is from RefSeq and is a predicted model, not a curated record. The transcript is spliced from 3 exons. Gene Ontology annotation, biological process: positive regulation of translation; positive regulation of cell size. Bases 836 to 1735 code for a protein of 299 amino acids.